Molecule: messenger RNA, 1221 nt
Organism: Rotaria sordida
Lineage: Eukaryota; Metazoa; Rotifera; Eurotatoria; Philodinida; Philodinidae
Source: the annotation of a GenBank genome assembly
AUGGUCUCCGCUUCGGUCAGUGCCUAUACUGCGCCAGCACUUAUGACCGUUUGUCUUCUUACUGAUUAUUGGAUAUAUGGAGAACAACCAAUAUUAUCACAAAAUCAAGUAGUAAAAGUAGGCGAAAUACGAAUUUUAAAUUAUACAUAUCAUCGAAUUGGUCUUUGGCGCGAAUGUAUGAAAGAGAGUCAUGAUGCUCCAUAUACAUGUGAUCUUGUUAAAUAUUCUAAAGUUGAAGCAAAAUUAGAAAAAGGUUUUAAAGCUGUAUCAUAUCGAUCAGCACCAAGUAUGAUAUGUUUUGUAGCUGCAUCUAUUCUUUUAAUUAUUGCCAUUAUUUUAUUUACACGUGGUCUGUGUAAACGACGUCGAAAAGCUGUUUUCUUCAUCUCAGGACUUUUAUUUUCUAUUUCAGGUUUAAUUACAAUGGUUGGUGUCACAUUAUAUGUUUCAAUAACAACUGAAGAAUUGGUUAAAAUUGAUCACGAUGAACGAGUGAUGACAUGUUCCUAUGGAUAUUCAUUUUUUUGUGCAGUUUUUUCGUUUGUUCUACAAGAAUUAACUGGUGUUUUAACUGUUUAUUGGUUUAUAUAUCGUUUUCGUGCACUUGUACGAAAACAAGAAAAAUUACGUUUUCGUACUCGUCAAUUAAUGGGAAAUUGUUUAUCAAUGACAACUGCUUUACCAUUAAAUUUUGCUUCACGUGAUACAAAUAACAUUAACAAUAAUAAUAAUAAUAAUAAUAAUAAUAAUAAUAUGAAAUCGAUACCUAAUCGUACGAAUUAUCAACUAAAUCAAAAUCAUUAUUCUACUUCAAAUAAUCAACGUUAUCAAUAUACAAUCAAUAAUGCUACAUCAGAUUCUUUAACAUCUAAACAACAAACAGCUUUAGACAGACGACGUAUACCAUUUGAUACAUCUGUACCAGUAUCAACUCAACAUGUUGAUAAAAUAUCUAAUUCAUUAAUUCCACCACAAUCACCAACACUUCUCUUUAGAGAUUAUUGUCGUGUUUUAAUUCGUCCAGAAGAUAUGGAUUUACUAAGACAAAUGGUGAAAUCAAAAUCUCAAGCACAUUUAUUAGCUAACUCAAGGCCAACAACACCAGCAUCACCAAUAACGACUAUUAAAACUCUACCGAAUUCACAUACACAUAAACAAAUAACGACUAAUAUACCAAGACAAAGUGUUCGAAAAAGCGUCAAACGGACUACAUCUGUUUAA